AUGGAGAGGUUGUACCUAUCUGACGGCGAAUCUUACGAAGGAGUCGAAGACGAUGAAGAUGGCAUGGAGUCUGACACUGAAUCUUUCGACGAAGUCGAAGACAGUCAUGGAGGCGCGCGUGCACGCAGUAGUAUGGAGGCUACCAUUCAGAAAAUUAAAAACGACAAAGAACAAGCCUAUGCUCUUAAGGAGAGUCUUGAUUCUGAUGAGGCCAUUAUUGGAAGGCUCAACAAAGAGGCUCGGUUUGCAGAGCGCUUUCCAUGCAUCAUUGUGUUUAUCAAUCAAGUACAUGGACAGCCUGCUAACACUACGGGGCUUUUCUUGAUGGAGAUGAAGAUGAAGUUUCCGAACAUGCCGAUGCUGGCUCUUGUUAAUUCUAGUCCAGAAGGAGUGAAGAUGUUACCUUCACUCGAGGGACAUGUCAAGUGGUUAGGAAUCAGAAGGGACGAUUUUGCCAAAUAUAAAAUACCUACCAAUGUCGACACGCCACUGACUGAAGUUGACAUCAAGUUGGCGAGACAUCUCUUGCAGGAAGAACGUGUCCAAAAGAAUCCGGUAUUGCGUGAUGAGCUGAAUCACAUGGUAGCCACGGAGAGUAUGGUAGAAUCUGAUGCUGUGCUAGCUUUGGGGGCACCCUUCUUGUAUCAGGUUUAUUUACCACUCAAACUUCAGUAUAUGGAUUGGCAAUGA
This is a messenger RNA of Rosa rugosa (rugosa rose), 690 nucleotides long. Its product is annotated as DNA topoisomerase 6 subunit A-like. The coding region runs from base 1 to 690 and encodes 229 amino acids. The transcript has 2 exons. Gene Ontology annotation, biological process: meiotic DNA double-strand break formation; reciprocal meiotic recombination; meiotic DNA double-strand break processing. Gene Ontology annotation, cellular component: nuclear chromosome. Gene Ontology annotation, molecular function: DNA topoisomerase type II (double strand cut, ATP-hydrolyzing) activity; DNA binding. The record is from RefSeq and is a predicted model, not a curated record. Lineage: Eukaryota; Viridiplantae; Streptophyta; Magnoliopsida; Rosales; Rosaceae.